Lagopus muta (rock ptarmigan) is the source of this 1826-nucleotide messenger RNA. RefSeq names its product peptidylprolyl isomerase like 6 (gene PPIL6). Gene Ontology annotation, biological process: protein peptidyl-prolyl isomerization. Bases 7 to 891 code for a protein of 294 amino acids. The transcript is spliced from 8 exons. Lineage: Eukaryota; Metazoa; Chordata; Aves; Galliformes; Phasianidae. The record is from RefSeq and is a predicted model, not a curated record. Gene Ontology annotation, molecular function: peptidyl-prolyl cis-trans isomerase activity.
GUUGCUAUGGAUGGUGAGUGGCUGCCCUUGGUGGUGGAGGUGACCGGCUUGCUCCAGGACCCAGCUUUCCACGUAGCCAAGUGCACAGCAGAGGCGCUGAAGCUGAAGUUUCCAAGCAAGUUUGCAGAUCCUGUAGUACAUCCUUUAUUAGAAUUUGCAUGGAAUGAAUAUUUACAGAAGAAAAAGAAGGAGCUGAGAGGCGAGGUGUGGGGAUAUGCCUCCUGCGUGAUGUGCUUUGUUAAUGGAAGGCUGCUGGGCGAUGAGAAGGAGUUGCUCAAGUGGGCCUACUGCAAAUGGGGCUACCGCGAUUUCAAGCCUGAGGCCCUUUACCAAGCAAUCACGGAGGAUUUCUACACCAAACACCUGAAGAGCAGCCAGCACAUGUUUGUGUAUUUGGACAUAACCAUUGAGGAGCAGCCCAUUGGGACACUUCUGUUUGAGCUCUUUUCUGAUGUAUGCCCCAAAACCUGUGAGAAUUUCCGUGCUCUGUGCGAAGGAGGAGUGAUGUCUGCCAGCAGUGGUCAAGAGCUCACUUACAAAAAUUCCCAUUUUCAUCGGUUUGUAAAACCCGUGUGGAUCCAAGGAGGAGACAUAACUGGGAAAGGAGAUGGAGGCGAGUCAAUUUAUGGUCCCACAUUUGAAGAUGAAAACUUUGCCAUCCCUCACAAGGGAAGAGGAGUACUUGGGAUGGCUAACAAGGGCCGCCACAGCAAUGGCUCCCAGUUCUACAUCACGCUCCAGCCAGUUCCCUACCUGGACAAAAAAUGUGUGGCUUUUGGGCAACUGAUUGAGGGCACAGAGGUUCUCCAGCAACUGGAAACUGUACCGACGUAUAAUGAAAGGCCCAGAGUGGCCUGCAAAGUUACAAAGUGUGGGACUUUCCAGCCAUGAUCACCAACUGGUUUGCAGCAAGGUAGAGCACUGAUUUCUGCUCAGCUUUUUAUAGACCUCAACGGCUUUCAUGUAAGAUAAAAUAAACACUUCUCGCAAAUGUGAAUGUGUUGGAAUCGUCAUUUUGACUCAGUUUAAAAAGUGUUUGUAGGCUGUUAAGAACACUUUUAUAUGAGUAUACAGAAAAAAAUGUGAACAUAAAGUAUAGAAAAAGACUUCUGCCAGUCUACAGUUUCUGGAUAAUAGCUUAGUAUGAUUAUAUAGUGACAGGCAGACACAAUACUGCUGGAACACUCGCAGAGGGAUAAAGCCAACCAAUCUUGGCUAAGUUCUGGCUCUACCACCAACCUCCACACAGCACAAAGUGCAGCUCAGGGCACCACUGCCCAGCACAGCUCUGACUUGAAGUGUAGCCUACAUGCUGUAACUCAGAUAUAUCAGAGAAAGGCAGAAAAAAGUGUUUGCAGGACUGAGGUAUCUCUGAAUGCCAGACAUUUGACCCUGCAGUGACUGCUGUGAGCUAAAAUAAACACCUUUGAAAUCAGGCUGAGCUACUUCAGGCAAAAAUGAGAAAUGUUAAAACAGGUGUAAAUUUCAAGUGAUUAGUUUUGAUUAAAGUCAUUAUUGUCACUAAACCAGAGUAAAAUCUUGUUUAUAAAGUUACUGCACAGAAGGCAAUUUUAAGGUUACCUGUGGAUGAAAAUAGGUAAUACGCAACUGAUUGCUGGUGUUGAUGAUCUCAUACAUGCAAGAUGUCUCCCAUGAUCUUUGCAGAGCCUGGGUACUGGUGGUCUCAGCAAGGAAUGGCAAAGAAGCACUAAAAGAAAAUGAAAAUGCAGCCUGGAGAGAGGCCACAAGGAAGUGCUACAGGAAGCUCGUAGGAAAGAACAGCAACUCUGAGAGCUGUGUCAGGGCUGUGCAGACACAGUCAGCUU